UUUCUCCCGCGUCCUUCAAGACCACAGCACUUGAACUCUUCACAGCAUCUCUCGACCCCACCAUCCAUCUCCUCUAGAUCGCACAUUUCACGAUGAAGUUCAGCAUUUCGGCAGCUCUCUUGCUCGUGGCCAGCACAGCCAUUACCCUUGCACCUAGAGCCGUCGCCGAGCUCUCAAAGGUCUCCAGCCCUUCCGAACUCGUUGAGCGCGCUGGUGGUGCGCCCGAUGUGAUCAACGUCAACAUCAAGAACCUCGAACCUGAGGAUCGCGUUUACGACGUGACUCGUCGUGUCUACUACCAAUCCAACCUUUACAAGGGAAGAAUCGCAGCGCAAACGAAGGAUGGCGCCAAGUUUAACGUCGAGAUCCCGGGCGUGUCCUCGAGCGGCAACGGUGCCCAACAGAUGGCCGGUCUGAGCUUGGACAGUCGCAAGGAUGCAAAAGCGCUUUACGCCGUCGCAAAGGAUGCUGGUGCUUUCCGAUUCGAUGGUAGCCAAAGCAAGACCGGUCCUUGCUCUUUCCACAAAUUCAAUCUGCCCGUCGACGCCAGCUCCAAGCCCGCUUGGAGCGUGUACUUCGACGAUGUUCAAAAGCAAUUCCAAGCUCAGAACGGUGUCCGUCCAUUCGGCAACGUCGCUUCGGCUCAGGGCACCGACGGAAGCUCUUACGUCAUCUUUGCUCUCGGUGCCCCAGCCAUCGCAAAGGUGUCCGCGGAUGGCAAGACCGUCACCCCAUGGUACUACGAGGCUCCCAACGGCAGCCAGCGACCUGGCUUCACUGGCGUUACCUACGUUCCGGAGGGCAACCUCAUCGUCGCCUUUGGUGGUCCCCGUCCUCUCACUGCCUUCAAGCUGGACGGCAACCCUGCCAAGGGAGCCCCAAUCUUCACCCGCAUCAACGGCAACUUUGGCAGCUUGGACGGAACGGAGAAGAUCAAGACCUUCCCUUCGCUGAACGGCUCUGGCUCUCGCCUCGUCGGGGCCAAGACGCCCAACGUGUACGCCUUCACCUCGACGGACAACUACGCCUCGGCAUCCUUCAAGACCUUCUCUCGUCCUGAGAUUGCCUCUUCCGAGUACGGUCUCACCAGCAUCACAGAGGGCAUCUACGGUGGCAUCAGGAACCUGUAUGCGUCCGGUGCAUACUUUGGAAACGGUGCAAAGGGCGGAAGAACCAACUUUCCCAUGUACCACCUUGACGAUGCCAUCCUCAACUAGAUGCGCCCCCUCUCCCCAACAUUGCGCGCAAUUGGCUGGUCACCAUUGGAGCAGUCCCUGGCAUAGCCCACAAAUGCAACAACCCCUUCGUCAUUCAUCUUUCUCCUCGAGAAGCACAGCGCGUACCUCUACUUCGAGGUACAGAGCCCGUGUAUCCUCUUCGAUCAGACGGACUUUUUGUACAUAGCGCUCCCACGCAUACAUACUCUUUCCCUUCACAAAUGGAUUGUCGUCUCGUCCUGAAUGAGCCCAGUCUACACGCGCCGUGACUUGAAACCUACACGGCAAAGAUCAGCGAGCCAGCAAGCG
Messenger RNA from Ceraceosorus guamensis, 1526 nucleotides. RefSeq lists its product as hypothetical. Lineage: Eukaryota; Fungi; Basidiomycota; Exobasidiomycetes; Ceraceosorales; Ceraceosoraceae. The record is from RefSeq and is a predicted model, not a curated record. The coding region runs from base 93 to 1217 and encodes 374 amino acids. The transcript is spliced from 2 exons.